Messenger RNA from Penicillium arizonense, 2112 nucleotides. RefSeq lists its product as uncharacterized. NCBI's taxonomy places the organism in Eukaryota, Fungi, Ascomycota, Eurotiomycetes, Eurotiales, Aspergillaceae. The transcript is spliced from 6 exons. Gene Ontology annotation, biological process: metal ion transport; transmembrane transport. The record is from RefSeq and is a predicted model, not a curated record. The coding region runs from base 1 to 2112 and encodes 703 amino acids. Gene Ontology annotation, cellular component: membrane. Gene Ontology annotation, molecular function: metal ion transmembrane transporter activity.
AUGUCCCAGUCCGAAGAGCUUAGACAAAUCAAAGAAGCUUUAAAUGCAAUACGAAUGCAGAUUGACCAUCACAUAGAAUUUCAAAGAGCCGCAUCAGCUAUCACCCAACAACCCCAGCCACAAUGGCUCCCUCGAAGCGAAGAUUGGGACCAAAGAAGCUUCGAAAAAUGGCUACGCUCACUGAUACCGAUACAAACUAAGCUAGAACGCAUACGACUCAAGUUCUUCGCAAGUCUGAGCAAUUCAACCACAAACCUCCGCGCCAGUAUCGGGGUUCGACCUGACGACUUCCCUACAAGUACGUUAGUACCGACUAGACAAAACGCCGCGCCUAUGAUCGUUAGUCAAAAUCCCUUGGUUUUGUUACCAUGGGGUACUCAGCCUCUCGAUUUUAGACUGAAGCCAUUGUUUGAUGCGUGGCCUAAGCAUUUGGCUUGGUAUCCCGCUUUUCGUGACCCCGUUCUUUCUGCCAGAGCUUUACAGAAGCAGUUCUCUCAUAUUGAUUGUCCCGAAGAAGAUUUGUAUUGGGUUUUUGCUAGGGGUGAGAAGGAUAUAUUUGUUCAGAUAUGUCGGAUGGAGUACGAUGAUGAGGGAUGUCCUGGCUUUAUUUCUGAGUCUUGUUUACAGGAAUCUCGAUUACCGAAUAUCCCCGAAGGCUCUUUAGUCCUAUGGGAACCUAGCCCAGUACGCAAGAAGAACACAAGAAGACAUUCAACCGAUAAACCCUGGAUUGGCCUUGGAUGUGGCACGAUAAUCGAUAUAAACCUCCAAGACACAGCCGUCCUCCCAAUGCACUUAAUAGCAUUCAUCCUCUGGCGCCUCCGCCACGCAGAAGACACAGGCUACCCAUCCUACCGCGAACAACGCUUCGCCCUAGAAUACCUACUAUCAUUCGCCUCAAGAUGGGGUGCCAUCCAACACCCCUUCGGCUCAUUCAGCCAAAAUAUCUCAAUCUACUUCAACAUCCGCUGGAUGGAUAUCAGCAAAUCGCCUCGCGAGUACAACGACACAGACCUGGGUCUCCAGAUAAAGCGCGAAUCGGGAGAUAUCCCGCAUAUCAACCGGAAGGUUCCUAUGGAUCUGCAUCUUCUCGAGGUCCGGCAUGGGAUUUGUCUUGUUAGUACUAUCCAACCCUUACCUUUUUAUUCGUUGCUUUUGUUGCAAGAUCGGGAGCCUUGUGCUGUUAGUCCGUUGAGGGAAUAUGUAGCUGUUGAAUUGGCUGAGCGGGCUACGAGGCUUUUCAAGAUGAGGGGUGGGAAUGUUGGGAGGUUGACUGCUAUUGGGUUUUUCCUUGCUUUUUUGUCGGUGCUUUUGGAGACUAUUGUUAAGAAUUGGGAUGUUUCGCUAGAUAGGCUUGAUGAGACUCUGGUAACUAGUUUGAGUGAGCUUAAACGCAGCAGGAGACAAGAUCUCAUGUUUGACAACGACCAAUUCUCGAAAUCAGAUCAAUAUUUCACUGCGUUACAGGUGCUUCGCAUUUGCAGUGACUGGAUCAAACAGGUUAAUCAAGGGCUGAAGACUUUACAUAGUCAGAUUGAUAUCUCAAAAGCUAGCCUUGACGAUGAUAGCGACGAUGAUACCAAUGCGCAUACGGCUCAAGAUAAAGAAGACGAAAGGAAGCGGCUACAUGAGAUGUGUUCUGUCGUGAUGGCUGAGAACGAAGCGAGGUCUCGGCCACUAUUGGACCGCAUCGAAAGGAAAGUUGAAGAAGUCAAAAGUCUUCGCGAUGGUCUUUUCAAUGCUACUUCUGUUCGAGAAGCCUCGAAAGGAACUAGUCUCGCUGAGAUGAGUGGGCGACAAAACCAGUAUAUUCUCGUCUUUACUAUUGCUACUGUUUUCUAUCUGCCGAUGAGUUUUGUGACAUCCUUCUACGGAAUGCAUAUAUUCGACCAGAGUGGCGAUUCCUCUAGUUCUCAAGCACCGUUUAUUGCUACCUUUGUGGUACUUUCUUUGGCAACGUACAUUCUGGCAGCUAGCGGUCUUUGGUUUAUCAAAGAUAGAGCAGAGCACAAAUCAAACCGAAGAGAUCAAACCUAUCCUAACGAGAAGGGAAAGAAACAACCGGCAUUGUUUGGCUUGCCGUCUAAGGAAAGAUCCGAUUCAGUCGUUUAA